This is a messenger RNA of Cyprinus carpio (common carp), 776 nucleotides long. RefSeq lists its product as uncharacterized. Lineage: Eukaryota; Metazoa; Chordata; Actinopteri; Cypriniformes; Cyprinidae. The record is from RefSeq and is a predicted model, not a curated record.
CACAAAUAACUAGUGAAUCUCCCAUAACAAAUCAUAUAAACAGCAGAAGCUAAGAGCUGUUUUUUUUGGUGGGAGUGUGCAAGUGAAAGUAUGUGUAAAAGUACAGUAAAAGUGAAAGAGAUUUGAAUGCUUAACUAGUGUGACAGUGUUCACAAGCAACAGCAGGAAAGACAAAGACAGUAACUUGCAGUUUUUCUUCACAUACACAGUUUUUCUGUACACAGCUGUAACCCUUGUGACAACUUCAAGCCCUCUGCACACUUUUCAACUGAGACAGGAGACUUUAGACAGAAAAGGAGAGAAUAAUGGCAACUGUCAGCAGCAAUGAGUUUCAUCUUAUUGUCCCUGAGGAAGCUCACAGUGCUGAGGUCAAACUGGGGUCUGAUGUCACUGUACCGUGUCACCUGUCACCUGAAAUCAGUGCUGUUGACAUGGAGAUCAGGUGGUUUAAAGAGACGGACUGUGUGUGUCUCUAUAAAAACAGACAGGUGACAGAGGGGAGGAGCUACAGGGGCAGAAAAGGUCUGUCCACUGAGGACCUGGACAGGGGAAAUGUGUCCUUGAAGUUGAAAGAGUUCAGAGAAUCAGACAUAGGAGUUUACCUGUGUCAGGUCAUCAGUGAAGACAGAACAGAGGAGAUAACAAUAGGAGUAGAAGAAGAAGAAGCAUGGAAAGACUCUGAUGUCCAACCUGUGAAUCAGCCAUCAAAGAUUCAAGGUAGACAAGUUCAUCUGACACUACAUGAGUCAAACAGUACUUGGGAAAGAGAAUCAGAA